GCCCCAAAUCAAUGCAGGAUAAUCUUCAUCCAACGGUUCGAUUACACUCACGAAUCACGAGCAGCAGCCCCAUGAGUCCAUGAGAAAAUGAUAAAUCACAAGUAUAAGAAAAAUUCGUGGGGAGACGACGACUCACAGAGAGUCCCAGAAGAAGAAACUAAAGAGAGGUUAAAAAAGAUGGCGAUAGGGAUGAAGGCGAUGCCGUUUUCUUUUGUGGCUCACUUUUUGGCCGUAGUAGGUGCAAUUUUGGUGCUUAUUUGGUGUAUCAGCUUCAGGGGAGGUUUAGCAUGGGAAGCCCCAAAUAAAAAUCUCAUCUUUAAUAUUCAUCCUGUCUUAAUGCUUAUAGGAUUUGUCAUCAUUGGAGGUGAAGCCAUUAUGAGUUACAAAUGCCUCCCAUUGAAGAAGCCGGAGAAGAAACUAAUACAUCUAGUUUUGCAUGCUAUUGCUCUCAUACUCGGCAUAAUUGGAAUUUACACAGCAUUCAAGUUUCACAACGAAAGCAAUAUUGCCAAUUUAUACAGUUUGCACUCUUGGCUUGGAAUUGGUGUUAUUAUUCUCUAUGGCAUUCAGUGGAUUUAUGGUUUCCUCAUUUUCUUCUACCCCGGGGGUGCAACUACAAUUAGAAGCCAGUCACUCCCAUGGCACGUUCUGUUUGGCCUUUUUGUGUACAUUUUAGCAGUUGGCACUGCUACACUAGGAUACCUCGAAAAGCUAACAUUCCUCCAGAACUCUGGUGUUGCAAAAUAUGGCUCGGAGGCCUUCCUAGUCAAUUUCACAGCCAUUGUCACCAUCUUGUUUGGGGUAUUCGUGUUCUUGACAAUUCUUUCUCAGCCUCCUCAAGAAGAUGAAUACGGUUACUCAGCUAUAUAAUGUCAUCUACAGCUGCUUUGUUUUUGGUUUUUGCUUUUCUUUUCUUUACCCUAUUUGCACUUGGUUCGAAGUUCUUGUGUACUAGAAGGGUGUAAGAUCUCUCACUGUGAGUACAUAUGUAUUUCGAUACAUAGAAGUUGUAUUACUUCUAAUUAUUCUGCUCAUCUACAGCUGCUUUGUUUUUGUUUUUGUUUUUGCUUUUCUUUUCUUUACCCAAUUUGCACUUGGUUCGAAGUUCAUGUGUACUAGAAGGGUGUAAGAUCUCUGGCUGUGAGUACAUAUGUAUUUCGAUACAUAGAAGUUGUAUUACUUCUAAUUAUUCUGCAAUUACUUUCUCA
Messenger RNA from Olea europaea var. sylvestris, 1208 nucleotides. Its product is annotated as transmembrane ascorbate ferrireductase 1-like. Lineage: Eukaryota; Viridiplantae; Streptophyta; Magnoliopsida; Lamiales; Oleaceae. Gene Ontology annotation, molecular function: oxidoreductase activity. The transcript is spliced from 4 exons. The record is from RefSeq and is a predicted model, not a curated record. Bases 88 to 870 code for a protein of 260 amino acids.